Ogataea angusta is the source of this 573-nucleotide messenger RNA. RefSeq lists its product as uncharacterized. The record is from RefSeq and is a predicted model, not a curated record. The transcript has a single exon. Lineage: Eukaryota; Fungi; Ascomycota; Pichiomycetes; Pichiales; Pichiaceae. Bases 1 to 573 code for a protein of 190 amino acids.
AUGAGCUUUCGACAUCCGAACAUCGCAUUGGGGGCAUCUUCUAUGCAGGCUCUAGAUCACAACUCCAGUAUUGUCAGUAUUCAAAGUACAGAGGAUAGCUCAUCGGUGUAUAACCCCUCAUUUCAUACUGAGCAGGAUGUCGAUCGUGGAGAGGAAAGCGAUUCAGAGAUCGUUAUAACCAAUAGCCCCUUUGAAGAGAAUCCUAGAAAGCGCAAGGUUUCAGAAUCCAUCACAGACACAGAAGAGAGUGACGAUGACCUUAUAAUCUUGGGGUCUGAUGGCGAAACACAGGAAGAAAAGAAGACCACAUCCGAUUUAUUGCAAGACGCCUUUAGUCACCAAAAUAGCGUAAAGACUUUGAAAGAUGUGACUUGUCCAAUCUGUUUCGAUGAGAUCGAGCAAUGUGUCGUGAGUCCGUGUGGUCACUUUUACUGUUCCAAUUGCGUAUAUCGAGCUUUGGCUAGUUCCAAGGUCCGAAACGGCUCUCGGGGAUGUUGCGCACUUUGCCGGAAAGUGGUCCAGUAUAAAGAUCUUGUUUGGCUUAAAGUGCGAAUAUUAAAAGAUUCGCGCUGA